AGGUCUAUUAUGUUUUGAAAGAGGCUGCUAAGACUUUGCCAAGUUUUGUUUGCUACAUUCUUCUCAUCCUAAUGGUCUUUGCCAUGGUGGGGUAUAUUUUGUUCAGCAGAACCAGUGAAUAUUUUAAAAACUUUAUAGCUUGCAUUGAGACGCUUUUUACUGGACUCCUGGGUCACUCAGGAUUUAAGGUCAGUGGAAAUUUUGUGUGCAGAUUUAACAAAAUUUAUACUCUAUCCAAAUAUGGUAAAAAACACAGGCGUGCGGGCUGAAUCCAACCUUCCACAAGUUUCAACUCUCCAGUGUAAUGUAACUCAACUUUUAUAAAUAAAUUUUUUUUUUAAUUAAUCAUUUAAAUUCUUUGAUUUUAAUUGCUGACCAUCAGAUUUCAUUGUUUUGUUAUUUUCGUUAGUGCACAAUGGUUGUAUAAAAUGCUAAGGAGAUUUAUAAUGGACUAGCUAAAGCCCGCCAAGCAAUGCGUGAACUUCCCACGCACUAAAGUUACUUGACAAAACAUGCAAAUUCAAGUAAGGCAUUUUAUAAAAUUCCCAAUUAGUGCCACACCUUCUUAUAGUACACCUUGCCCCUGAUCUAUAUUAAUAUUCUAAUGUCCCACCUCCAUUUACACAGCAGAUUUAUUUCACCAUUUCCUUAAAGCAAAAAAGAAAAUAUUACGCACCAAAUGCACUUGCAAUAUUCUAAGAAUCUCAUUUAGCGCAGUUAUAGGAAAUUUUUUAUAGUGAAGUCAGCGCCAUCUGGUAGCGUUAGUGACAUUGUUACAUAGAGAGUUAUGUCUUUUGAUUUAUUAUAUAAGAUUCACUUGUUUAAUUAUUUUUCCUUUUUAACAUAAAAAAAAUAUUCAUCUCCUCACAGGAAACCAAUCUACCAAUAUCUGAGAAGUGGAUCACCAUACUUUUUUUCUGUCUUUUUGUCAUUUUUGUUGUGGUACUCCUCACCAACUUCUUCCUGGCCAUUUUACUGGAUUUGUUGACAGCAAGUGCCCAGGUUAAAUGUGCUGCCACAAGACCUGAAACCAGUCUGGUCUUCAUAGUUCUCUGGGAUUCUAUUCUCAAGGCACUUGGUAGUAAGAGAGAUCCACGGGACAGAUUAAGAGAUAAUACUGGUAAAUCAGUGGUAUAAAUCUAUACCAGUAUAAAUGUACGAAGCCAUAAAUGUAUACCGGUAUAAAUCUAUACCGGUAUAAAUUCGAAUCUGUGGGUGUCUUAUUUAGUUUCAAAUCAAUUACCCAUUAGUGUUCAGAGUAAAACUUAUUGCAAGUUGAGUUUCAAAAUAAAAUUAUUUAUUAACACUAAUGAUGAGUGUUUAAAAACUUAAAAUUUUCACUUUCAUUUAAAAAGUAAUCAAAUUUUACUAUCUAUUCCCUGAAGUCAGAUAAAGUGGUAUCAAGUGAUGUUACGUAGUAUAUCAUUAAAAAAAAAAGAAAAGAUCACUGACAUGACACAAUGAAUAAAUUUAUCUGGUUAUGAUUUAACAUAAUAGUGCAAUUUUAAACUUGGAACAUGCGUACAUACAGAUUUGUUGUCAUUUUUACCAUAUUAUUAAUACAAUUGUUGACAUAAAAAAAAAAAUCCAAAAUCUAUUGCUACCACAAUUUUAAAAUAUAUAUAUAUGUGUGUAUUCUAAAAAUUUUAAUCUCUAGAACAAGAAGUUGCCAUAACUACAGAACCAG
Lymnaea stagnalis (great pond snail) is the source of this 1687-nucleotide messenger RNA. The record is from the annotation of a GenBank genome assembly. Lineage: Eukaryota; Metazoa; Mollusca; Gastropoda; Lymnaeidae.